GCGCCGCUGAGACGGUUGUUAUUGUUUGUGUUAGGGAGCGAGCGUGUGCUUUACUAGCAGGCAAUAACACAGGGGGCCUAUUGGAGGAGGCUUGAGGCGCUAAGCCCUUGCUGACAAGUUUGGGGCAAAUGUGCAAACGAAAGUGGGGUUUUAAUGCCACGUGUGUCGCUUGUUGUGAGCUCAGAGUUUUAUUGUUGGACGCUGCGUGUGAGCAGACCUGUCUACAGAACCACGAGGAUGCGGUUUCAUCCUUUUAUUGUGACAGCAGCAGAGAGACGGACGAAUGUUUGCAGCAACUUGCUAGCGGCUAAGCUACCUAGCUUCCAGACAGGCCGUAGACCUACACGUCAAGUGGGAACUCAAGAACUACUCUAUGUAAGAUGAACACUGAGGACAAGCUGGAGGGUAUGCUGCUGAAGUGCAGCAGUGGAGGAAUAGAUGGAGGAGGGAGGGUCGGGCUGGUCAGCGGAGGUGGACUGGUGGUGAUGACUCUUGGGGAACGCUCGCUGGCAAACCACCCUCUGCUGGCCGAGGACGAUGACGACGAAGACGAAGAUGAGGACUUGACUGGGAGCUCGCUGGUUACACAUGACCUGGUCCCUCCGGAGCAGCUGAUGAUGCAGGAGGAGAUGACAAAGAAUGGUGGAGGAGGAGGAGGAGGAGGAGAAGAGGAGGGAGGAGGCGAGGUGGGAGUGCAUUUCCCCCUAAAACUCACCAAUAAGUUUCCCUGCUUGCUUCAUAUGCCAUUGAGCAUCAAGCAGGAACUGAAGCAGUCUGAGCCAUCGGCCCAGAUAAAGAAGGACAAAAAAGGAGUUAAGGACCUGAUGGUGUGUCCCAAGAAGAAAAAAAGGAAGCAGCGUUCACCAGCAAAGAUUCUCAGCAUCAAUGAUGAUGGAUCAUUGGGUAUACAAAACCCCAAGUGUCACGUCUGUGUGCACUGUAAUGCUGCAUUCAGAACCAACUACCAUCUACAGAGGCAUGUCUUCAUUCACACUGGUGAGAAGCCAUUUCAGUGCAGCCAGUGCGAUAUGCGCUUCAUUCAGAAAUAUCUUCUCCAGAGACACGAGAAAAUCCACACUGGUGAAAAGCCUUUUCGUUGUGAUGAGUGUGGGAUGAGGUUCAUCCAGAAGUACCACAUGGAGAGACACAAAAGGACUCACAGUGGAGAGAAGCCCUACCAAUGUGACUACUGUCACCAGUACUUCUCCAGAACAGACCGGGUUUUGAAGCACAGACGAAUGUGUCAUGAGAACAGAGAGAGAAAGGCCAACAAGGCAGCUGGUAAAGUUGGGCCUUUGCGCGAAGCAGAUUCUUUAGGCCUCCCCUUUCUCGCCAAAGAGUGCUCGCUGCCCAAGAAAAAGCGCCAAAAGUGUGCAGAUAAGAGUUCAGGCGCUUCCACUGCUCCCCAGACAGAAGGGCACACUGUCGCUGUCGUAGAAACGGAGGAGAAGGACGAGCAGAGACAGAAUAAAAUUGACGGUCUACCUCUCUAUGCUGUGUCCUCCAAAGUAAAACACGAGUAUGUGAUUGCAGGCUACUCUGUGGAACUUCCUGAAGAAACGGGUAGCCAACACCAAGAGGGAGAAGUGUCAACAGAAGACACAACUCCUCCAAAACUAGUUCUGAAGAAAGUCCCCAAGAGGAGUCUUAAACAGUCCAAUGAGCAGCCUCCCCCCUGCCUGUCCACUUUGUCUUCCUUUGAGGAAAAUACUAAGGUCACACAGUACACCUUUGAAAUCGUGGACAAGCAAGGCCUUUUAGACGUAGAAAGCAACACUGAACUCGAGUCAGUUGAAACUCUUCAAGGAGGACCAGCAAAGCCAGCAGCCAGCAGCACAAACUACGACGACGCCAUGCAGUUUCUCAAGAAGAAGCGUUAUCUUCAGGCAGCAAUGGCCAACAACACUCGGGAUUACAACCUGAACACGAGCAGCAUUUCUUCUCAGCCGCCUGUUACACAAACUGUGGUGUCAACUGUCAUCGACGAGACUGUCCCCGCCACCAUCCUAGAGCCCCAGCCCAUCAACGCGGAAAUUAAAGCGUCACAUGACAAGAAUGUGCUGCCAGACGAGGUUCUUCAGACACUGUUGGAUCACUACUCCAACAAAGCCAACGGGCAAUCAGACAUUUCCUUCAGUGUGGCUGACACAGAGGUGACGUCAAGCAUAUCUAUUAAUUCCUCUGAUGUUUCAGACAGCAGCCCGGUGGAGAGUAUGGGAGCCUCUAGUGCCCAGGCUCAGCCAGCUACUGAGAAGGUCAGCCUCUUGCAAGAGUACUCCAAGUUUCUCCAGCAAGCACUGGAGAGGACCAGCCAGAACGACAGCUACCUGACCAGUCAAAGCCUCAGCUUGGUCUCCGAAAACCCCACCUUAGCUGGACAACCUCUGUUCUCCACCGAGAAACAGUUUCCUUCCCCCAGCAGGUUCAAAUCAGGGAUGAGCUCUCCGCUAAGGUCCACUUUAGAGAAACCUCACUUUGGAUUACUGGUCGGGGACUCCCAGCACUCAUUUUCAUUUUCAGGUGAUGAGACCACCCCUCCCUCCGCAGUGUCCCCAGCUGAGGAGGACUUUCUGGAGCAGGUCUCGCCCUCCAAAAAGACAGACUCUUCACAAGGCAUACUGCAGACUUUUCAGAUAAGCUCCUUCGAUCAGAACUUCAAAUCUCAUUUCCAGGCAUCGAGAUCUGGAUCCUCGUCACAGUUUACUGUUGCCAAUGGACAAUUAAGUCUCCGAGGACACAGCACAGACUUCUCAGAGUUCCCUUUAGUCAGAGUCACUGAGACCAGGUCUCAAUUGAACUCCUCCCCUGAUGUUUCAUCCAGUGAAACCUUUGGCUGAAGGAGUCUGGGGGAGGGUGUAUUCAUUUCUGUUUAUAAUUUCAGCAGCACUUUAUCUCAUGUCUCCUGUUUUGCCAAAACAAGUCCCAUUGCAACUAUGUGCUCUUUCUCAAAACAUUUUGUUUAAAAAAACAUACUAAUGUUUUGGGGUUUUUUUUCUGUUUUUUUUUAUUUUUUAAGUGCAACCUCAUAGAACGGGAAUACUGAAAACGUAUCAAUCAUAAUUAGCAUUUCCCCUUUAAAAAAAAAAACAAACUGUAUUUGUUAUUAGUAUAUUUCUUGCUCUAGAAUGUACAUUUGAGAGAUUAAGCGACCAAAGUGUAAUGCAAGAGAGAGUGAAAUAUUCUUUCAUACCUUUGCCGUAAAGUUUAUGUUUUGUCAAUCAACACUCGCUCUCGCUGCUUAAAGCAACAUUUCCACUUAUUAAAAUAUAGGCCCCUAUUUAUUUAUAUAUAUAUAUAUAUAUAUAUAAAAUAUAUGCCUUUUUGCUCUUACUGCAUCUACCUCCCCUCGCUGUCUAUCUGGUUAAAUUAAAGUUCACUCCUUUUUAUUCCAGCUGAAAACGACACCAUGAUUAGGUCAUAAUUGAUUCUUCACUUUAUGUUGAAGUCACUUUACUGUCACCUGAAAUGGGUGUUUCUACAUGAUCUGUGUAAUGAAUGCUACAGGAAAGAUUGAACCGAUUGUGUUUUUCUGAUAUGGAAUCUAGUUUAUUUUCCAUUGACAGAUUGGGCCUAAUUUGGUUGGUGAAAAAAAAAAAAAAAAAAAGAAAUUCUAAUUUAUAAAUUGUAUUACAUUGUGUGGAAUAAUGUAUUCCCUUUGAAUCUCUUGGCACUGUUUUUGUACAAAUGUGACUCUAGUGCAUGGUAGGCUGUGUAAUAAAAAGGCUGGGCUCUAUUAGAUUUAAAGUUUUAAUAGUCCCCCCCCCCCCAAAAAAAAAAGAUUUGGGUAUCAAAUAGCUGCACGCAUGUAAUGGUUGCAGGAUAAUUCUUAUUCUCCUUCAGAGGUAUUGGUGAGUUGUAGUGAAAUUACUUAAGAAGAUUGUGCUUCAUUUCUGCACAAUUUGCACAUUUUCACUACAGGGAAUGUAGUAUGUACUUUCACAGUGGAGGAAUUGCAUAAUACCUUCACUUAAAAAGGCAACUUUUUGUCAAAUCAGAUUUCUGAGACUGACCCUCGCGUAAGAUUUAGUUCAUGUGAAACUACAGAUAAUGCUCUUGGCUUUCGUCACUUAUGAUGUAGCUCCUGUAGCUGCAGUUUUACAGUACUCUGAUUGUUCUUCUUGGAAGAUGCACAGGUUUUGGGGAAACAACAAUGUGAUUAGACCCCCUUGUAUUGAUUGAAAGUCAUAGUUUGAUUAAGGCUAUAUUAUGAAAGAUAGUACAUGUGGAAAUGAGGUGCUUGGUUUUCCAGUUUUAUUAGUUUUGCAUCUGUGCCUUUUUCUUUUUUCUUUUACUCAUUCCUGUAUAUGUAUAUGUAUUUCUUUUUUCUCAGUCAGCGCUCUAAGGCUACUAAUUCCACUUGCACAAUAAUAACAAAACACAUAAGCUAUCAACCUAUUCAGUCUGUAAUACGUUGAGAUCUGGGAGCUUUAUUUAAUUUUUCGCCCAUUUUAUUUAGAAUUGUAUCAAGAAAUAGCACCAAGUUUAAGAAGGAAAUGGUAUUUUCAUUGACUGCUGCAAUAUAUGUAUAUGAGUACAGAAUCAUGUUCCAGAUAUCUGUAGUUUUGAUAACUAUCACCUACUUGCUAGAAUUCAUUAGUAAGCCACAUCUGUCCAGGCCUUGUUGAAGAAAAUGCAAUUGAGUGAGGUCUCCUCUCUGCUUCAUCACUUGUUUUCCGUGUGUACAUGUAUGUGUGAUGUCUUAGGUGCUAUUGUGUAAAACACUGUUUUUAUAUGCGCCAUCAAAUUAGGUUUGAAAAUUGAUGUUAAACUCCCUCUUGUUACAACUCUACUGACAAUCAGGGACAGACGGCACCCACGUUAAUCAUCGAACACUUUAUUUUUCUUCAUUGAUCAUUCCCACUAGAAUUUAUAGAGAAUAUUCUGCUGUAAAUACAUUGUAUAUUUUUAUGUUCUGAGAAGUACUGUUAGAUCUUUUGUGUCUAUAGAGUGACAAGUCUUGUGCAAGAGACACUUUUUGUCAGUGGAAGGCACAUUAAUUCGUUUUCCAGCAUUACUUACAUUCAACAACGAAUCAUUUCACUUGCUGACACGAUGUGGCUUUCUGAGGUGUGUAUGUGUAUAUACAGUAUAUCUCAACACUGUUAUCAGAGGUUUUUCUUUUUGUAAGUUAAUGCAGUUGAUUGUGCAUUAUGAUGGGAUUUACUGUAUACAACUGUUGGUAAUGAAAAGCCCCUUCCCCUAGAAAAUGUUUAUUUGGUUUUAAUGUAAUAAUCCACCUGAAAUCUUUUGUUUUCUUUUUUUUUUUUUAAUCAAAUAUUUAACCUUAACAGCUGAAUUCAUGUCAGUUAAAAUAGAUUUUGGGUGGAGUAUAGUUCAAAAAUAAGUUUUGUGGUUGAAAUAAUCCACUAGCUACUCAUUUCAUUGUAAGCAAUUAUUGAAAGCACAGUGCAGAUGAGUGAUUCUGCUUUGGUAAAUUGUAUCCCAUUAAUUAUAUGAGCAGUACCAUGGUAUUUUUUUUCUCCUUUUUAAUUAACUCUUGUCAGUAACCUGGCCAUAAGUGUCCUUGUAUAAGCUACAGAAAAAAAUAUUUGUUUUGUGUAAAAAGAUCUGAAUUACGAAUUUUUUGAUAAAAACUAUUUUUGAAACAUGUCAUUUAUGGCACUGAUAUGUACAGUAUAUCAUAUGCAGUCACUAUUGCUACCUUCAUUUAUCUCCGUACAAGUCGUUUGUGUCAAGAUCUUUGAAAUGCAGAUGAGAAUCUCCUCCUAGAGUCCAAGCUUUGACUUUUUUCUUACUUUUAAAAAGAACUUGACGAGGAGGCCCUACUGCUUCACUGUAAGGUUGAUCUCAAGUUAGACAGUAAGGUUCAUUUGCAUGGUCUCUAACUUGUUGGGUUGAGUGAACUCGUUUUAUGAAUAAUGUGCAGCUUUAAUUGUAGCUGAUUAAUUUCAGUCAAGUAACCCAAUAUGAUUAGAUUUUUGCAAUAUAUUAUGAUUUGUAAACAAUCUGAUUAAAUUGUUGUUUUGAUUGUUGUGUGUCAUGUCCUUAUAAAUAAAAUAAUUCACAGUA
Dicentrarchus labrax (European seabass) is the source of this 6030-nucleotide messenger RNA. RefSeq names its product zinc finger protein 148 (gene znf148). Gene Ontology annotation, molecular function: RNA polymerase II cis-regulatory region sequence-specific DNA binding; DNA-binding transcription factor activity, RNA polymerase II-specific. The record is from RefSeq and is a predicted model, not a curated record. The transcript is spliced from 7 exons. Bases 381 to 2837 code for a protein of 818 amino acids. NCBI's taxonomy places the organism in Eukaryota, Metazoa, Chordata, Actinopteri, Moronidae. Gene Ontology annotation, biological process: regulation of transcription by RNA polymerase II.